AUGUGUACUGUGUUCGCUAUCGACACAGAUAUGGCGUGGUACGACAUUGCCUGUCCUAAAUACCAGCACAAUAAGGUGAAGAAAGUCAUUCCUGGUCCUAAUCAGAAGGUUGACCCCUGUUCCAAGCAGAAGUGGUUUUGUACCAAGUGUAAUGCAAACAUUACCAACGUUGUUGCAAGAUUCAAGUUGCAUGUCAAGGUGAUGGAUAGCACGCGGGAUACCAAUCUGAUGUUAUUUGAUUCCCUUGCAAAAGAGAUUGUCCAGGCUGAGGCAUCUGAGUUGCUCGGAGGUGUAAUUGACGAGAUCGAAGAUCCUGAUGACUUGCCUGAAGGGUUACAUGAUUUAUGUGGAAAGACAUUUCAGUUUGUAAUAGCCGUUGACAAAGCUAAUCUUGGAAGAGGGCAUAGUACUUACAAAGUUAUCAAGGUCCUUUCUACACUUGGUAUGAUUGAUGAAACUGAAGCGCUCACCGAUUCCGCUAGGGAUGUUACACCAUCUGAACUCAUUUCCGCAAUGAAGUCCUUCUUGAAAAGGGACUUCAUUGAUUCUAUCCCUGAUUCUGCAAGUGCACAGGUCAGAAGUAGUAAACGGGUAUCGAACACAAGGACCAGAUUGCACACUACAAGCUAUGAGUUUGAGAUCGAGCUAGGGCAAAAGUAUAAGUUGGUUGAGUGCAGAAAAGUCGGCGCCGGCUUUGGGCUUGAAUUGUGCGGAUUGGGCUUCAAAAACGGCUUCGGGUCGACCGCGGCGUUCGGACGGUCGGUCGGGACGAUCGGCCGGACAGUCGGGUCUUGGCCGAGUCGGAACGGUCGUGGCCGGAUGAUUCACGGUCGGCCGGUGUGGUCGGACGGAUAG
Microthlaspi erraticum is the source of this 855-nucleotide messenger RNA. The record is from the annotation of a GenBank genome assembly. NCBI's taxonomy places the organism in Eukaryota, Viridiplantae, Streptophyta, Magnoliopsida, Brassicales, Brassicaceae.